AUGGCGCGUUUCGCUCAAGGGCCGCCUGCUCACCUUUGGAUCGCAGUCUUGCUCUCAUUGACUUACUCAUGCUUCACCUGGUUUCUUCGAAUUUAUGCAAGAGUGGGUUACUAUGGGAUAGAUGAUGUCGCUAUCACUGUCGCGCAUGUCACGGCGCUCGCACAGUGGGCCUCCUUGAUUGUAGCACUCAACAAAAAUUUAGGAGAGUCAGAGGAAGUUAUUGGGACCGAGCACCUGACGAGUAUGUCUCGCGCGGUCGUUACCAGUCAAAUAUUCUUUCUUCUCACGAUGGGACUCACGAGUCUUUCCCUAGCCCUGCUGAUGAGGAGGAUAUUUUCGACAAACACGAAACACAAAGUUGGGUCUUACAUUCUGCUGGGCGUCAUUUCAGCAUGGCUUGUCCUGGCAGUUGCUGCUGUCAAGUCAAAUUGUCCAUCAACGCAUAUACUCGACGGGCAGCAAUACACAUGCCCCAACGAUAUAUAUCGGUGGAGAGCUGUUCUUGCCAUUGCGAUCUGCAUCGAGGCGGCCGUGAUGGGCUUCCCAAUCUAUCUUGUCAGCCAUCUCCGGAUCAAAGUGAGCAAGAAAAUGCUCGUUGUCUCUGCUUUUGCAUACCGAAUACCUAUGAUCGCUUUUUCUCUGCUCUACUUGAGAGUUUACAGCGAGGCAGCACGCUCGGAACAGAGAGCACACGAUUUCACGAAAGUCAUUAUCUGGCAACAAGCCUUGGUCUGCUACAGCCUUUUAUCAGCGACUCUGCCUUUCGUUCAAGCUUUCAUGCGCAGCUUCACAACUGGUGGUACGGCUUUUGGAAGCAUCAUAUACGGUUCUCGUAACAGUCGCUCCGACGGCUCUGGCGACACUUCGAGAAGCAGAUCGCGAAACGAAUCCUUUACGCCGCAGUUUUUGGGUCGAACGAAGACGGUCUGUCGUGGAGCAGGCAAGCAGGUCAACAACGAAGCCCAUCGUGCAUCUGGUGGAUCGCAAGAAUUGAUAGUUCGGCGCGAGGUCACGGUCGCAGUCACUCAGGGUUGA
Messenger RNA from Aureobasidium melanogenum CBS 110374, 1035 nucleotides. RefSeq lists its product as uncharacterized. The transcript is spliced from 5 exons. Lineage: Eukaryota; Fungi; Ascomycota; Dothideomycetes; Dothideales; Saccotheciaceae. The coding region runs from base 1 to 1035 and encodes 344 amino acids. The record is from RefSeq and is a predicted model, not a curated record.